AGAAGGAAGAAGAGAAACUGGGCAGGUUUUUCCUGUUUAUAUCACAAAAUGUGAAAGUGAAGUUGUGUUUGCUGGAGGAGGAGACAAGCUGGAAAGGUUGCAGGAAUGUAAGCCACGGGUCCGGCCGUUUUGUCAGCUGGGAAAUGGACGAGAUAAGUCCUUUGUUGGGCAGCCAGCCACAGCAGGGCCCAGACCUUCUGUCUCCAAACCUUAGGCCAAGACACCAGGAACUGAUCCCAACACCAUGUGGACCGAUCAAGCCCUGGUCAGAGCUGUCGGGGCUUUUGAGGCUCUAUUUCUGCUUCACCAUAACGUCUCUACUGGUGCUGCUUGGCCUCACAUUGUCCAGCAUCUAUAAGCAGCACAUGGACACAGACGUGUCUGAUGAGGACAACUUUACUGUAUCUCUCAUCCAACUGAUUGGAAUAUUGUUCUGCAUCUACUACAUCAGCCGUGGCGUGCUGCAGGAGAACAGGCUGGAGCUGGUGGCAUUUGUGUUCACCAUCUUGGUGGUCAUGAUUCGAUCGGUGGUGAACUUCUCCGUGCUGGGGUCGAAGGGAAAGCAGGAGCUGCUGGUUCGCUUUGUGUGCAUCAUGAGUUUGGGCGUAGUGCACGUCUUUUGCACUCUUCUGCUCAUCCAGAGGCCCAACAUGAUGGCGUUCCGUGUGGGUGGGGCCUUGGAGAGCCUGCAGGAGCAGUAUUUCCUGCUCAACCUCUGUUUCUCCAUGGUGACCUUUGACCUCCAGGCUCAGCUGUGUCUGUGUAUCCUGAUCACAACGACAGACUCAGCCAUGUCCACCACCAACACCAUCAUCCUGGCUGUGGGAGUGGUCUGGGCCUGCCUGACUGCUGCUGUAGGCGCUGUUGCAGUGUUAAAGGAAGCCAAAGUGUUGGUUGGAGUCUUCAUGAUGCAGAACCUUCCUCAAGUAGCCUUCUUUGUGUAUCUGAUGUACACGGUUAUAGAGAAGUGGUUCCAUGACAACAUCUACACUCUGGAGGCAGCUGCUGUCACUGGAGCUGCCAUUUCACUGAUGAUCAAAGUGGCUUUAUUUUGGGGCCUUAUCAGACUGGUUCACAGCUUUGGACAAGGCCUGAGAGAGAGAAUGUUUGCAUCCAGCUAGUCUUAAACCAGGUCACGGCUGCAUGCUGAGUGCCUAAUAAGAGCAUUAAGAAACUUUAGCACUGUAGUGCUAACCACAGAACUCCAAUUUCUUUUCAGCAUUAACGCCACCAAAUCGAUCACUCUACAUUUUUUUUAACGUCUUUUUUUUUUAUCCAAAUGUGUUGUUUACUGUAUUGAUUUUUUUUAGACUUUGGCCUUUUUAUAGAAUUUUCUGUAAAUCAACUCCUCAUUUCCACCUGGUAUUAGCACUGAUCUGUACCUGAAUACAUAGUCUGGAUAAUGAUAUCUAAUCCACGAGUCUUUGUGUUUACACCUGCUAAUAAAAUGCAUCAUCUUGAUUGUAUACAGUUUGUUGCCAGUGCAAUAUGAAUGAUAGUAGCUGUCGGUUUGUCAACAAACUUGGCUCAUACCAGGUAGCUGUGCUGCUGUUUGCACUAUAUUUCUUUUCUGUUGCCAAGCAGACAUGACUUUUGCUACCUGUAGCUUUUCUCAGACUUUUUUUGAAUAAAUUAUUUUCUUCAGAGUGUGGUCAAACUGCAUAGAUUUACCCCUGGCUGAGAUCUUAUCACAGUGGGAACCUGACCAACCCCAAAUGUGGUCUGACCAAUCUGAUCACAUUCCAGUCUCAAUGUGCAUUUACAUCUUAUCCUCUUACCCUCAUUUAUACAGAUACAGAUCACACUUAACACCCAUCCACUCACCCAUCAUCCAUACAUGCUUAAUUCUCAUUAGGGUCAUGGGGCAACUGGAGUCUAUCCCAGCUGACUUAGGGGGAAGGCAGGGGACACCCUGGACAGGUCACCAGUGUAUCACAGGGCUAUACAUAGAGACAAACAAUCACACAUCUACAGACAAUUUAGAAUCACCAAUCAAUGCAGAUAGAUCCCAGGACGUGAACCAGGGAUCUUCUAGCUGCAAGGCGACGGUGCUAACCACUGAGCCUCUGUGUAGCCCCACUUAAAGACCAGGUAUAAGAAAUAUUAUUUUUAUAGAUUUCCAUCUAAAACUACAUAAUAUGCUUAUCAUCUUAGACUGGGUUAAUAUGAAUUUUUAAUUUGUACUUUUACUCUAGUAUAUAUGGUGUCCCUAAAGUCUGGACUGAUGGGAAAUCUCUAACUAUAUUUUUUGCCUCCACAGAUAAAUUAUAGCUUUGUCAAAAGAAGCAGCAACUGAACUGGUACUUGUCACUUUUCCUGUGUCCAGACUUUAGGAACAACCUGUACAUUGUAAUACCUAACUCCAGCAGAAAUCCAUUCAUAAUGUAACUUUUUCAUCUCAAAAGGUAAUUUUUGUUUGUUUCAUGGAAAUAAUAUUCAGAGUUUACUGAGUUAAGUGUUCUUUUUAAAAUUGUAAUUGUCUAAAUGAAAUCAUGUGCUCUGUAGACUACUACUUUGGGCAACACUGGAAUAUUUUCAUUAACAGAUGUCUUUCACUGAACUUUGUGCUGCACCUUAUUGCAAAUGUUUUUUCAUCCAAAGUUCCUAAUAAAAUAUUAAAAGAA
Molecule: messenger RNA, 2624 nt
Organism: Amphiprion ocellaris (clown anemonefish)
Lineage: Eukaryota; Metazoa; Chordata; Actinopteri; Pomacentridae
Exons: 9
Coding region: 144-1121 (325 amino acids)
Source: RefSeq, a predicted model, not a curated record